Messenger RNA from Argiope bruennichi, 676 nucleotides. It is a transcript of the gene MagR, whose product is annotated as iron-sulfur cluster assembly 1 homolog, mitochondrial-like. Gene Ontology annotation, molecular function: 2 iron, 2 sulfur cluster binding. The record is from RefSeq and is a predicted model, not a curated record. Gene Ontology annotation, cellular component: mitochondrion; cytoplasm. The coding region runs from base 144 to 533 and encodes 129 amino acids. Lineage: Eukaryota; Metazoa; Arthropoda; Arachnida; Araneae; Araneidae. Gene Ontology annotation, biological process: iron-sulfur cluster assembly. The transcript has a single exon.
AACUGAGUACAAAUAUUUACGUUUUGAAGUAGUAAACAUGUUCCGUAUUAGUCGCAACUAUUUAAAUUUUUUCUGCUGUUAUUAAUUAUAUAAAUCCAAUGUUAUUACGAUGUCUUAUUAAAAUUUGAAAUCUUGAAAAAAAAAUGUCUCGAAGUUUGGGCGCUGCAACUGUUCGUUUAGUGGAAAGAACUCGGAAGCUACCUUCGAGAGCUGCUCUUGUUUUAACUCCUGCUGCAGUGAAUCAAAUUAAGAAACUACUUAAACAAAAACCUGAAGCAAUUGGACUCAAAAUAGGUGUUGCUCAACGUGGUUGCAAUGGCUUGAGUUAUACCCUCGAUUAUGUUCAAGAGAAAGGAAAAUUUGACGAAGUUGUAUCACAAGAUGGUGUUAAAAUUCUUAUCGAUGCAAAAGCUCAGAUGACUCUUUUAGGAUCUGAAAUGGAUUUUCUAGAAAGUCCACUAGCCAGUGAAUUUGUAUUCAAUAAUCCUAAUAUUAAAGGGACGUGUGGCUGUGGCGAGAGCUUUACUAUAUAAUAUGCUCUUAAAAGCAUCAAUAUAGAAUGUACUUCUAUAAUAUCUGAUAUAUUUAUUAGAUUUGUGAAAAUGAAUUAUAUUUAUGGGAAAAUGUAUCUUUGACAUUAACAGAAAUAUGUAGCUAAUAAAAAGUGUUGCUUACA